Molecule: messenger RNA, 6988 nt
Organism: Melopsittacus undulatus (budgerigar)
Lineage: Eukaryota; Metazoa; Chordata; Aves; Psittaciformes; Psittaculidae
Gene: ZDHHC8
Product: zinc finger DHHC-type palmitoyltransferase 8
Exons: 11
Coding region: 28-2349 (773 amino acids)
Biological process (GO): protein palmitoylation
Cellular component (GO): Golgi apparatus
Molecular function (GO): palmitoyltransferase activity
Source: RefSeq, a predicted model, not a curated record
UUUACAGAGUGAUGUGUAAGCUACAGGAUGCCCAGCAGCACUGGAAAGAGGUUUAAACCUACUAAAUACAUCCCUGUCUCUACAGCAGCUGCCUUAUUAGUGGGUUCGACUACUUUAUUUUUUGUUUUCACGUGCCCCUGGUUGACAAAAGCCAUCUCCCCAGCCAUCCCAGUGUACAAUGGGCUCGUGUUCUUGUUUGUACUGGCAAACUUCAGCAUGGCAACUUUCAUGGAUCCUGGAGUUUUCCCUCGAGCAGAUGAAGAUGAAGAUAAAGAUGAUGACUUCCGAGCUCCACUCUACAAGAACGUGGAGAUUAAAGGAAUCCAAGUACGGAUGAAAUGGUGUGCUACCUGCCACUUCUACCGGCCUCCACGCUGCUCCCACUGCAGCGUCUGUGACAACUGUGUUGAGGAUUUUGACCAUCACUGCCCAUGGGUCAACAAUUGCAUAGGACGGAGGAACUAUCGCUAUUUUUUUCUCUUCUUGCUGUCCUUAAGUACACACAUGGUUGGAGUAUUCACCUUUGGGCUCAUCUUCGUACUAAACCAUAUGGAAAAGCUGGGAGCAGCUCAUACUACCAUUACAAUGGCUGUCAUGUGUGUGGCUGGGUUAUUCUUUAUUCCAGUCAUUGGUCUCACUGGCUUCCAUAUCGUUCUAGUGGCCCGAGGGCGCACAACGAAUGAACAGGUGACAGGUAAAUUCCGUGGAGGAGUGAAUCCCUUUACCCGAGGAUGCUGUGGAAAUGUGGAACAUGUGCUCUGCAGCCCCUUGGCUCCCAGGUACAUAGUUGAGCCCAAGAAAAAGCAAGCUGUGAGUGUGAAGCCUCCUUUCCUCAGACCUGAUUUAUCUGAGCGUCAGAUCACAGUGAAGAUCAGUGACAACGGGAUCCAGGCCAACCUCAACCGGAGCAAGUCCAAAAUUAGCCUGGAAGGUCUGGAGGAUAAAAGUAUGGAUGUGCAACCACCUCUCCCACCCAAAGGAGAUCCAAGCAAGUACUCUGAGCUGAAAGGGCAGCUGGGGACCAGUGAAGAAGGCAGCCUUUCACCCAAACUUAUCAGCCCUCCCACACCUGCCAUGUACAAGUACCGACCAGCUUUCACCAACAAUCCCAAAGUGCACUACCAUGCUACUGCUGAGCAGAUCACCAUGCAGGAGGGACACAGUCAAGGGGCUUUGAUAGAAGAGGAUGGCAGGAGCCUUGAUUACCAGUCUGAACCCAGCUUGGACAUCCCCAGCUACCGGAAGAGUUCCCUCCACAAGACCUAUCAGUCUUCCCCACUCCAGAUAGAUUCCUUUGCCAUCAAUUCACGAUCCCUGAGCCUGAAAUCUGCUGGCAGGAGAGGGACAGACAAAGUGCCCCUUCAUCCAAUAAAGUCUGAAGGGACAGCUUCCACCCCUUACAAAAGCAUCUUUUCUCCUAAUUCCCUAUCAAACAGAAAUGGGAGUCUUUCAUAUGACAGCUUGCUAAACCCCAUGUCACCCUCGGGAAGGAAGUGCAUCGCCCAUUCUGCUGUCAGCUCUGUUGGGUACCACUCCCCCUAUUUAUCAGCCAAAAUGUGCCAUCUAAGGGGAAGUGAGCUCCAGCGCCAACCACCGCAGAGCUUCAGCCCAGUGCUCGGGGGUCCAGCUCCACAUCAGCGAGACCCCUCUCCAGUCCGCUAUGAUAACCUUUCCAAAACCAUUAUGGCAUCUAUCCAGGAGAGGAAAGAGAUGGAAGAGAGGGAGAAGCUCCUCCACUCGCACCCUGAUUCGGUGUUUGCAGACUCAGGUGUCUAUGACACCCCUAGCUCUUACAGCCUUCAGCAAGUCAGCACGCUCUCUGAAGACCCACGCAGCAUGGCAAUGAGAUUUGGAUCUAGAGACAAUCUGAUGGCUGCUACCACUUUUAGCACAAGGAACCCUAUACUGCAGUCCUCAGUGUCUUCACUCUCAAGUGCAAUGACAAGAGCACCAAGGACUUCUACAACCUCUCUGCAAGCUGAUUUAGCCAAUAAUAACGUCCAGUCCCAUCAAGCACUACAGGGCAGGGUGAGCAAUGGCUCCUACAAGUCUCCAGGCCACCAGGUCCCGUCGUCUCCCACAGGGAUGCCUAGGUCACCCUCUUAUGGAGGCCCAAAGGCUGUCUCAUUUGUAAACACUGUGGAAAUUACAGAGGUGCAAUCAGUGGGAGCACAAAGGGAUGAAAUGCAGUUGAAGACACCUCACAAUAAAAUUAAUGGACAGCCAAAAGGAAUAUCCAGGUUGGGCUCAACAUCAAGUUCCCAGGGGACACCUGUCAGCCCUGCUAGACACUCAAAUGUUAAGAAGGUGUCUGGAGUUGGUGGAACAACCUAUGAAAUUUCAGUGUAAAAUAAAAUUAAUAAAAGAGCCAUCCACUCAGCCAGCCAUGAAGCUAAGAGCACUGUGAAGACUCAAACAACAACAAAGAAGGAGCAGCAGCAGCCGGCCACUCUCCUUUUCUUGUUUUGGGUUUGUUCUGUUUCCAUCUUUCUCUUUUGGCCAAAAAACCAGCUGCAGCCUUAUUCUUGAGGGAAUAAAAUUGUACAGUCCAUCAGACUCUUCCUAAACCGACAGGCAGGAGCUGGCUAUGACCUAACACCACAACCACAGAGCAGAUUUAUUUCAUGCAAGAGAGCGCUAAAGCCAUUGUGAGUGUGUCUGUCCAAUAAACCUGUUGUGUACCAGUUGUGCUGUGAAAAAGUACGGUCAGUCCCAGAUCAUUCAGUUUUCCCCAUGCCCCUUCCCAGUUCUUCUGACCAGCAAAGGAGUCAGAGGCCCAACUGCUAUUUUCCUAUCGAUGUGGAAAGCAGGCUUCCUGUGCUGGGCAGUCUGCAUGUGCGAAAACUGUGUCCCGCAGGCGUUGCAGGUUUGGCUCCUUCUCCUGGGAAGGAGCAAGGCAAGGGCACUUGGGCCACAAACACCUUAUCGUCUUGAAAAGCCUUCCUGGUCCAGCUGUGAGCAGGAGAAAGGAUAGCAACAGCUUCUCACUGUCUGCCGUUCGCCUCCCUGUGUGUGAAACUGUGUGUACGUGUGCGCAUGUUCGUCUCUUGUGGAAAAGGACCGCAACACCAGUAAGGAUCUUCCACUCUGACCUCUGCUCCUUCUGGUUUUUAAAGGCUUCUCUGACUCGGAAACAAAACCAAGUAGAUAGGAAAUAUUUGGAUGGGAGCAUACUUCAAACAUCAGCUGCUUUUCCUGCACCCUUCUUAUUACCUGUUGGAUUUAGGCAAUAACAUGGUUUACUGCCUUGCCCUGGUGCCAUCUGUGUAAUCCUGCUGCAAGGUUAUCAUGGUCUGUUGAAUUUACAGUGUGUGUAACUGAGCCAAGCGUACAUCUAAAGGAUAUAAAUUUUCCGUCUGCCUAAUUACUAGCACAUUCCCUCUGGUCUUCAGUACUUUUAGACAAAGGAUUUUCCAUUUGAGCUUUCCCCUUGGGAAACAACUUUUAAAAAUAAUACCAAUCAAAUCUGUUUAACAUUUUAAGGUUUCCUUUUCCUGUCUCCAGAAAACUACAUUUACUUUGUUGGAUUUAAAGACAACUUUACUGUAAAAAACAAGGGGUGCAUUACUUUUAUCACAAAUAUGAGGACUCUGACAAAGCUAAUUUUGGGACAAAUUGUUGUCUUUUUUUCUUUUCUCCUUUUCCUUUCCAUUCAGUUACCACCUCAGAAGUCAAAAGUGCUGAGAUCUGGACCAAUGCUAACUAGCCAGAUCAUGUGUGCAAUUAUUAACAUCCUGAACAACUGUUGCCAAAGUCACUAAAAAUCAUUAUUGACCCAGUCAGCAUAUGAAACCUCGACCUCCCACCUGGUUCUCCUGGUGAAUAGUUUGGAUUAGAGAGCUAAAUAUGUCAUUUUUCAGGAUAUUUAUUUCAAGGAGUUGAAUCCUUGACUAUAAUGGAGAGCUCUCCAGAUAUUUGGUAGCAAUUCAGAAUGUGUUGAUAACAACUUACUUGUUUUCAUGUAUGUUGAGAUUAAUUAUUCCAGAAGGCAAAUAUUGAUCUCAGUUUUGCCUGGUUAAAAUUUAUCUUUUGAUUUGAUAAAUCUUGUCAUCUGCUGCAAUAUAUGCUUAUUAUGUCCCUUGUAUAUCACAUCAUUUUUGAAGACGAAGGUUGAAGAUAACAUAGGAAAGUUAAUCAUCUCUCUGUGUAAUGCUCUAUGUUGCCUGAAGGGAGAAACCUGGAAAACAAUGCAACUGCAAUAGGCCAAAGUUAUGAGAAAGUGAACUAGAAAUCAGUGUGCAUUUUAUUGCCGCGGUGAUAUUUUAAAUGCCUACUGUAGAGACAUUGCAGAGCAGAGAAGCAAUAGUCUUUCUAUGCAGAUUUGCUCACUGGCAUGUAGAAUAUUGUCUUUAGCUGGAGGCACCACAGUACCAGAAAGAUGCUGGCAAACUAGAUCAGGUACAGAUGGAACAAUUUAUAUUGAAAGACUGGACGAGCUGGCUGAUGAGAAGAUUUAAAGGGCUAGAAACAUGUCACUGGCUAAGCAGUGAAGUGGAAAUUGAUUAUCAUAUGUACAAAUACAUUAUUUAAAAGAUGUAAAACCAAAGGUAAAUCAAAGGGUUGUCACUGGUAACCAGUGGUCUACAUUUAGAAGGGGACAGAGAAGACAGAGGGGAAGGGGCAGUGAAAUAGUCUUCCAAGGCAGAGUAUUGGAGACUAACAGUUUAGGACAGUCAAAUUGUGUUUGGACAAGUCAUUAAAUAAAUUUCUGGAAGAGGUGAGCCUGCAGGGGCAAGGGGCUAGACCAGAUGGCCAUACAGAUUUCUUCCAUCUUUAACUGUUAUGAAUCUGCAACUCUACCCUAAUGUUAACUCCUCAGGAAGAUGCAGUACUUCCUUAAGGACUGGAAUUCACUCUGUUGCGUAGAGUAUCACAAGACUUACUUAUUUUUAAAGUAUCAUGUAUGCCAUAUGUAAGCCCUGAAAAAGAGGGGAUAUGUGACACACUGAAUUUGGGCAAGGAAGCUAGACAAGGGCACAUUUUAUCAUUUAUCUUUGAAUACGUACAUGAAAUUCAUGCAAACAAGGCUGAAAAUUUGCACCAAUAUUUGAGAUUUGCAUCCCAGUGAUGCUCCACUUUGAUCGUUUUUUCUCCUGCAUUUGUAAACAGAAAAACAAAGCUACUGAGGAACUUGAAGGGCCAAAGAGCCUUUGAAGUUAACUACAUUAGUUCAUGAGAGAAUUUCUCAGUAAGACUAAACACAGUAUUGUGUGUAUAAAGCACUAAUAUCCAGGGUUAUUUUGACAUGGUUCACAAGGAGUAAGGGAGGAAAGAAUGAAUGCACUCUGUCAUUACAGGUUCAGUUGUAAGGAUUGUAUAUUUUAUGAGUAGUUUUGCCCACAGUUGGGAGACAUUCAACUUGUUCAUAGGUUUACAAUGGUACCAAAGUAUUCUUUUUUUUUUUCCUUUUGAGGUUUGCAUAUAGUUCAGUGCACAUAGCCUGGAGUAAGUUAUUCAGAUCUUCUGAAAGAAUAACUGUUAACAGGAGAUUGCAUGCAGCAAAUCCAGUUUCAUUUCCAUCAAAGGCACUGAACCUGCAGCUAUUUUCUCAUAAACGUGUCUGUUUCCAUAGCUCCUGUUGCAGGACCGGGGACCUAUUUAUUAAAGCUAAGUUUGGAGCAGAAUCCAGCCCAUGUUAAAGUAUAGUUCUUCAAGUAGUUUACAGUUUAGGAGCAAGGUGGUUCUGCCCAGACAGGCUCAGUUUUUACAGACACUGCAAGCCAAAUCUUCAGCUGGUGUAAAUUGGUGUGGCUCCAUCAAAGCUCAUAUAAGUGAUGCUAAUUUACAGUAGGUGGGGAUCAGCCAUGAAAAUCCAGCACAAGUUACCACAUCUUGUGAAGUAGCUUCUUUAUUUUUGUCAUGUUUAUUUCAUGCUUCAGAAGUCUUAAAUCUUUUUGACAUGUUUUUAUUUUUAGCUGUGGACUGUAUUACUUAUUUAAAAAACAGCAAUAGUUUUUGUUUAUGCAUCCGUUUUCAUUGCAUGUUGCAUUUUAUUAGCCCUUUGUUCCCUGUUCAUACACUCCCAUUUAGCCUCCAGGUUUUCAUUGUAGUACAAUCUGCCUUGAAAAGUUGGAUCUCUGUAUCUUUAAUUGUAUAAUAUACUGAGUAUUCUGAAGUUAAAUGUACCUUAUUACAUGGGUGGGAGAGAGAGGAAAUAUUUUUACUUGAAGCCUUAAUAUUUUCUUUUUUUACAACUUUGUUUGUUGACCUCAUAGGAAAGUCUGAAUAGCAAAGACUUUGAAACUCUGGGCCAAAUACUGCACUGAUAUACAACCAGCAUUUGGCCUCCUAUGUCAAAACUGGAUGCAGACAUAACAUGAAGUGAACAAGGGAAAAAGCCGUCAGGGUGGUGUAUUUUCCUGAAGAUCAUGAAUACAGUCUCAAAAUGUGUCUGUAAGCAAGUACAUCAAAGAAGUCUUCAAGUCUUGAACUUUUAAGAAAGGUGAUAGCAGGAACUGCCCUAAUAUCUUACAUUUGCAUUUUCUUUUUAAAUUAAGCAAAACAAGUGUAAUUACUGAGUUUGGUUAAAAUCAGCUCUAAGGGUUGCACAGAGCUAUGUGUGAGUAGCCAUGUGCAGCAGAUGAAAUGUGUUGUGUUGCUGUUCUAAAAUCGCUAACCAAGCAUAAUGUUAUGUCAACUCAGCCUAAGAUAAUCACUUCAUGGGUGUUAUAAUGGACGUUCCUCAGAUGAUGCCUAUUCUCCUAUAAGCCUAAUGUGGGAAUUGCAAUGUGGUUUUCUUUGGACUAUAUGUGUGGUCCAGACUAGAGAUAUAGAGAGAUAUAUAUAUUCAAUAUUUUUUUGUGUGUGGGAAAGAUGGGGUCAAGGUUGCUGUCUCUGACAGUCUGGAAGGUUAAUGUCGAACCGUUCUUAUGGUCUGUAUUUCACCUGUUCUGCCUCCUUGAAUUGUUGGAAUGUAUCCGUGCAGGCUUUGUGGAGCUCUGUCUGUAACCUUUUUUGUGGCUCUCGUAAUACAUAUAUAUUUUUUACA